AUGUUCCGUCGGGGAAAACUAUCAUUUCUCAGCACCAAAGAUGAUCGCAUCAAGAUCAUUAAUGAGCGCAUUAAUCUCACAGAACGUCAUCUAAUGGAAAUGUGUUCAGCCUUUGCGCUGAUCACUCGCAAAAUGGCGAAAUAUCGGGACUCGCAUGAUGAGCUGGCCAAAGGCAUCAAGAGCUAUGCGGAUGACGAAGAAAUCAACGAGAGCCUAUGUACAGGUCUCAAGAGCUUCACCAAUGCAGUCACCCUAAUGGGUGAUUAUAUGGACCUAAAUGUGCAUCGUCUGGAAUUGAAGAUAGUCAACGAGUUGGCACAGUUCGAGCAGCUCUGCAAAUCGACUCGGGAUAACCUCAGACUUGCCGUCAUAGCUCGGGACAAAGAGGUGUUGCGUCAGCGUCAAAUGCUGGAGCUCAAGUCCAAGUUUACUGCCAACAAUCAGAGUGCGGCAGACUCAGAACUUUACAAGGCCAAAAUGGAAGUACAGCGCACUAACAAGGACAUCGAUGAGAUUAUCAGCAAUUUUGAGCAACGCAAGCUGCACGAUGUCAAGCAAGUUCUGAGCGACUACAUACUCAUCUCUAUGAAGCAUCACACUAAAGCCCUGGAGGUCCUUAGUGCCAGUUAUUAUGAUGUCUGCAGCAUUGAUGAGCACGACGAUUUCCUUGAGUUCCAAAAGCUAAUGAAAACCAAAGAGGAGCCCACCAGCCGCAAGUCGGCCCUAAAGAAGAGCCUGCGCUCCCAGUCUAUGGAUAGUCUGGAGCGCGAGCAUUUGAUGAGUCCCUUAAAGCGGCACAACAAGCUAUCGAGGAGCAGCAAGAACCUGGCCAGUGCCAGUGGGGGCAUUAAUCAUGGGAAUAAGUUGGGACAGAGUGAAGAGGACGAAACCGAGGAAGAUGACGACGAAGACGAUGAGGAGGAAGAAACUGAACAGAGUGGCGAUGAGGAGCAAGAUAGUGGCAGUGCGUCGGACGAUGAGCAUGAGACGCCACGAGAUAACGCUGGCUCUGGCACAGGCGGAACGGGCAACCGAGACAAUGUCUUUGGGGCCAAGACACGUGCCCCAAAGGCCACCAGCGCAGCCGCUGAGCCAAGCAAUGCAGCUGCAUCAGCCAUCACAGUGCCUUCGAAACCUACACGACAGAGCGUGAAGCAUCCCUUCAAGGCGGUGGCAGCCACACAUGUAAGAUUGCAAAAGCAAUUCCAUGUGCCACAAAACUAG
This is a messenger RNA of Scaptodrosophila lebanonensis, 1224 nucleotides long. RefSeq names its product protein FAM92A (gene Fam92). NCBI's taxonomy places the organism in Eukaryota, Metazoa, Arthropoda, Insecta, Diptera, Drosophilidae. The record is from RefSeq and is a predicted model, not a curated record. The coding region runs from base 1 to 1224 and encodes 407 amino acids. Gene Ontology annotation, cellular component: ciliary transition zone; ciliary basal body. Gene Ontology annotation, biological process: cilium assembly. The transcript is spliced from 6 exons.